This is a messenger RNA of Sus scrofa (pig), 5412 nucleotides long. It is a transcript of the gene TMTC2, whose product is annotated as transmembrane O-mannosyltransferase targeting cadherins 2. Gene Ontology annotation, biological process: protein O-linked glycosylation via mannose. Lineage: Eukaryota; Metazoa; Chordata; Mammalia; Artiodactyla; Suidae. Gene Ontology annotation, cellular component: endoplasmic reticulum membrane. The record is from RefSeq and is a predicted model, not a curated record. Gene Ontology annotation, molecular function: mannosyltransferase activity; protein binding.
CACCUAGGGCGCCCCGCACGGCCAUGGGUUAGGGCGGGGGCGCGAGCCGCGCAAAGGACCAGCCCUGUGCAUCCGCCGGGGGGCGCGGAGCCCGAACGCCGCUCGCCGCUCGCCGGCGCCAGGCAUGGGGAGCGCGGCGUGAGCCCGCACCCGGGGAAGACGGAGGAGCUGCGGAGACGGGCGCGAGGAGGAGGAGGAGCAGGAGAGCGGUGGAUCGGAAGGACCCGAGGGAGGAAGGGAGGGACUGCAAGCGAGGGAAAAGUGAAGCUGGGAGGAGAAGGCGGCGGAAGGUGGGGAUUGAUGCUUCUGUUUUUUGUUGCCGCUGCUGCCCUCGCGCUGGGAGCCGAGCCGGAGGGAAGGCAGUGGAGAGAUGAUUGCAGAGUUGGUGAGCAGCGCUCUGGGGCUCGCCUUGUAUCUCAACACCCUGAGUGCGGAUUUCUGCUAUGAUGACAGCCGUGCCAUCAAGACAAAUCAGGACCUUCUCCCUGAAACGCCGUGGACCCACAUUUUCUACAAUGAUUUUUGGGGGACCCUUCUAACCCACAGUGGCAGCCACAAGUCCUACAGGCCACUCUGCACUCUUUCUUUCCGCCUGAACCAUGCCAUCGGAGGCUUGAACCCCUGGAGCUACCAUCUCGUCAAUGUCCUACUGCACGCGGCCGUCACGGGUCUCUUCACCAGCUUCUCCAAGGCUCUCCUGGGGGAUGGAUGCUGGACCUUCCUGGCUGGCUUGAUGUUUGCCUCGCACCCCAUCCACACGGAGGCGGUGGCGGGCAUCGUGGGCCGGGCCGACGUGGGGGCCAGUCUCUUCUUUCUCCUCUCCUUGCUCUGCUACAUGAAGCACUGCUCCACGAGAGGCUCCUCGGCCAGGACCUGGGGCUGGUUCCUGGGGACCGGACUGUGUGCGGGAUGCAGCAUGUUGUGGAAGGAGCAGGGAUUGACGGUCCUGGCGGUGUCGGCCGUGUAUGACGUCUUUGUGUUUCACAGGCUGAAGGUGAGAGACGUCUUCCCCACCAUUUACAAGAGGAAGAACUUGUCUCUUUUUCUCAGCAUUAGUUUGUUAACGUUUUGGGGCACCUCCCUUUUGGGUGCCCGUUUAUACUGGAUGGGAAACAAACCACCAAGCUUCUCCAACUCUGACAACCCCGCCGCCGAUUCGGAUAGCCUCUUGGCUCGCACCCUCACCUUCUUGUACCUGCCAACCAAGAACCUUUGGCUGUUGCUCUGCCCGGACACUCUCAGUUUUGAUUGGUCCAUGGAUGCCGUGCCUCUGCUCAAGACGGUCUGUGAUUGGAGAAACCUCCACACGGUGGCCUUCUAUGCUGUCCUCCUCCUCGCCUACUACGGUUUGAAGAGCCCAAGAGGAGACCGAGAAUGCAAUGGGAAAUUUGCAGCAAAUGGCAAGCAGAAUGCAAAUGGACAUAGCUGCCUUUCGGAUGCGGAGUACCGGAACUCAGAGAUUAAGCCCAGCUUUGCAUCCAAAGUAGAAAAUGGCAUUAAAAAUACUGCAUCGCAGAGAACCCAGCUUCCUUCUACCGAGAACAUUGUUGUUCUGUCUUUGUCUUUGCUAAUAAUACCUUUUGUUCCUGCCACGAACCUGUUUUUCUAUGUUGGCUUUGUCAUUGCAGAGCGAGUAUUGUAUAUUCCUAGUAUGGGCUUCUGCCUCCUCAUUACCGUGGGUGCCAGAGCCCUUUAUGUCAAAGUCCAAAAGCGGUUUCUCAAGAGCUUGAUUUUUUAUGCCACAGCUACGUUAAUUGUUUUCUAUGGACUCAAGACGGCAAUCAGGAACGGAGACUGGCAGAAUGAGGAAAUGCUGUAUAGGUCAGGGAUAAAAGUAAACCCAGCCAAAGCGUGGGGUAACCUUGGAAAUGUUUUGAAGAGUCAGAGCAAAAUUUCCGAAGCUGAAAGCGCCUAUAGAAACGCGUUGUACUAUCGAAGCAACAUGGCUGACAUGCUUUACAAUUUAGGGUUACUUCUCCAAGAGAACAGCAGGUUUGCAGAAGCCCUUCAUUAUUAUAAAUUGGCGAUCGGGAGCAGGCCUACCCUGGCUUCUGCGUAUUUAAACACCGGUAUUAUUCUGAUGAACCAAGGAAAGACAGAAGAAGCCCGCCGCACGUUCCUCAAGUGCUCCGAGAUCCCCGACGAAAACCUCAAGGACCCUCAUGCCCACAAGAGCUCGGUCACCAGCUGUCUCUACAACCUGGGGAAGCUCUAUCACGAGCAGGGACAUUACGAGGAUGCCCUUAGUGUGUACAAGGAGGCAAUCCAGAAAAUGCCAAGGCAGUUUGCCCCACAGAGCUUGUACAACAUGAUGGGCGAAGCGUACAUGCGAUUAAGCAAGCUCCCCGAGGCUGAGCACUGGUACAUGGAGUCGCUGAGAUCCAAGACGGACCACAUCCCUGCUCAUCUCACCUACGGAAAACUGCUGGCACUCACAGGUCGUAAGAGUGAGGCUGAAAAGUUCUUCUUGAAGGCUAUUGAGCUGGAUCCCACCAAAGGAAACUGUUACAUGCAUUAUGGUCAGUUUCUUCUGGAAGAAGCUCGCCUCAUCGAAGCAGCCGAGAUGGCCAAAAAGGCAGCUGAACUGGACAGCACGGAGUUUGACGUGGUCUUCAAUGCUGCCCACAUGCUCAGACAGGCUAGCCUCAAUGAAGCAGCUGAGAAGUAUUAUGAUCUGGCAGCCAGGCUGAGGCCUAAUUAUCCGGCGGCUCUGAUGAAUCUGGGAGCCAUCCUGCACCUCAACGGCAGGCUCCAAAGGGCCGAGGCCAACUACCUGCGGGCCCUGCAGCUCAAGCCAGAUGACGUCAUCACGCAGUCCAACCUCCGCAAACUCUGGAACAUCAUGGAAAAGCAAGGCUUAAAGACCUCCAAGACCUGACACGGGAGGGCAGCCCCUACCUCGUCCUCUUCCAUAUCCUAAAGCUGGCUUCACGGACGCACAGAAUUUCCCCGCGGUGCUGUGACAAGAGCUAGUUUGGACUUCACGGCCCAGGGCAGAGAUCACUGAGGUUGCUGCCCCUUCUGGAAGUACCCACUUUGCUUUUGGCACAGCCACUAACACCAAAAAAGGGGAAUGUUGGAAACCUCCUAUAGGACAUAAUUGUCACCCAUAGAACCGUAAACCAGAGCACUUAAAACAGCAUCUUUUAGCAUCUGAAAUGGGGGGGGGGGCCUCAGUUGCAAAUGUUGUUCAUUUUUGAAAGGUAACUUCGAAAUUGUACUGUUCCUGAAACACUGUGAGAGGAAGACAGAGUGCCUGUGCAGCCACCGUGCACUGUCAAGGUCACGUGUUCAUGGGGAGUGAUUGAAAAGGGGGGUGGAUCCUGGGAAGCCGCCGGUUGUCCUGACGCUGCUGUCUUCCCUCUUUGGGACAGCCUGCCUAUCAUUUUCUAAAACUUAGAGAACUUUUUUUUUUUUUAAUCGUGUGUCAGGAUCUGUCAGAGUCUACCUUUGUUUCUGGACUAGUGCCCAUAAGGUUUUAUGAUUCAGCUGUCAUGGUCCUUUGGGGCAUUCCUUUGCUUUUCAUGUGCUGAAAAGGGUGAGCAGGUGCAAAGCAAGCCACGUUUCUCACUGGUGUUGUAGGAGGGGCUGGGGAGGCCUUAUGUGUGUCAGGCAGGCAUUUUUUACUCUGAUGUCACCAACAUGCUCCACCCCCCCCAAAAAAACAAAAAUGCCUAGGAGAAUCCAUUGUAUUAAUUCUUGGGCUUUUGAAAUUGCCUUUUGAAAUGGCUGUUCCUGGUUACUGCUCAUACUUAUAUAGGGAGUAAAUCAAAAGGAAGCUUAAGAAAAAAAAAAAAAAGCAUUCUAGUUCCAAUAACUAAACAGCAUCCAUUUGACAAAAGGGAAGAUGCUUUCGUGCCUCCCAGAUGUUGCUUGCUGGUUUAAAAAUCAAGUCUUUGCAAGGGAGUGUAUAAUGAUGGUUGCCAGUGAUAUUCUAUUUGAUUUGGUAUGAAAUACUAGUCACUUUCUAAUAGGUACCUAAAUGGCAGCGCUGAUAAGAUUUGAGGAAUUAUUUUUAAUCACACUCUGUUCUUCUCAAAAGAUGUAAAAAUGACUCGUCAUCUGCAGUAGACUGUAGCAUUAGCCACGUGUUCUAGGGCUCCUGCCAAGUGCUUUUCACCGUUGAAAACUAUUUUUCACUAGCAAAUUCGGCAUUUUAUUUCAUUACCUAUUAGUAACCACUUCAAUGAUGAUUUCACCAGUAGAAGACUAUAAAUGAAGUAGAGAGAAACAUUUACUGAACAUUUUUUUGACUUUCAGUCAAAUGUUGCUACUAAAAAUUAACUUUGUAAAAAUGAUAGUCCACUCUCAACUUCCUAGAGAAAGUAGCUACACAGUACCCUAAGUAUUUAUUUAUUUAUUAUUCUACCAUAGCAGAAUAACAAAACUUGAUUCAUUACCAGUUCUUUGCAACUUAAAACUAGCUUUUUCUCCUGUCCUUCCACACUGUCUAUAUCGUCAGCAUCCCCAUUUAAGGGAAGCUGGACCUGCAAACACAUCAUAUUAUGUUUUCUUCGUAUUUUAUGUUUUGCUUCAUAUCUGAAUACGGUGAGAUAAAGAAUUUAACGUAGCUUUUCUAUGGCAUUAGUGUUUGGGCGAGAAGGACAACAUAGAGAAAGAUUUGUUGAUGGCAUUAAAAGAAGGUCCUCUUAAUAUGUGUAUUAUUUUGUAAACAUUUUACUGAAGGGCCACAAGUUAAAGUAUAACUAAAUCACUGUGUUUUCAGAAUGGUGUUUAAUGUUUCAUAGCAACAGACCCGUGGUCAAACCAAAAACGUGGGUUGGAGUAUAUUUUUCAUCUUCUAGGACCUUGGCAGUUGCAAAAAAAGUGGGGGUGGGGGGAUUUAAUAUAAGGAUAUAGAGAUGAAUUCAAUGUUUAACAUUUUUAUUUAUUUAAAUAGUUAUUGACCUAUGAUGACUUCCUAGUCUUAACCUUGUGUCUUUAUUGUUAUCAUUCUUCCUUUCAAACACUUGGUUCUUGAUAGAGUCACUGAUUGCACAGAAGCGCUUCAUGUUGACCCAGUUCCCAAGUAGCAUUAAUAAUUGGGCCUGUGUCAUAAAAUGCAUGGAUCAUUAAUAACUAAAUGUCCCCGACACCUUUCACGACAGGGCUGGGCUUAGUAAGUGACCACGUGGGGGGGGGUGGGGGGGAGGGCUGGGGGGAGGGCUCCAUAGAACAUGGUAAAAAAAAAAGAAGUCUCUGCUCAGGGAUUUAUGGUGGAUUAUUGCAGACAGUGCUAAAAAUAUAGAGCACAAGACAAGUUUACUAAAUUAAAAUUUUAUUUUUUGAGAAACUGUUAUUUGUAUAAAUUAUCAAGAUUUGUAGGCUUUCCUUUUGUAGAAAUAAUUGUUUUAUGUGCCAGAGAAUUCUGAUUUUGUUUUCAACAAUAAAGCAUUGAUAACAAAUGUGUCA